AUGGCCUCGCGCGCCAGAUCAGAUCGCAGCAAGAGGCGGAAGCCCGCACCCUGCACGGACACAGAUACCGAUUCGGUGCACGCGUGGCCGUUUCUUAGCCAUCUCUGGCAUGUCUCGGGCUCCUGGGGCUCGUGCGGCCUGCAGUCCGUCCUAUCAGUCCCGUGGCCAGUGUGCAAGCGUGUCGCGUUGGCCUUCACACUGUUGGGAGUCAACGCCAUGCUCUUCUGCUACAACAUGAAGAUGUUCCUUCCUGGCAACUUUCCUGACCGUCACAGCUUCAGGGUUGCUUCAUAUGCGACUUCUUUCACGAGAGAUUCCGACGAACCUCCGCACGCAUUGUCACCAGCCAUCUUGCGGCAGAAGCCAAGCAUGCCAGGCCCAUUGCCAAGUUGGACGGAGCCGCGAAAGCCAGCAGCUGGCCAGAUUCUCUCAGGCACGUCAGGCACGGAUGCUGCAGAUGUGGAAGAUGCCAUGACCCAGGCCGACCGACUGAUGGCAUAUGCGCUGCUGCAGAAUACCACGCAGAUCGUUCGUUUCAGAACGCAUGCUUGGACGAUACCAACUCUUACUCUUGCAAAGGGUCAGGAGCUGCCUUACCCUGACAAGGUGAAGAUCGUGAGCCGCACAGAAGGUGAGUACGCGGGUAAUGAGAACGUCGUGUUCUUGUCACCGUGCAGUGCCCAUUCUCUUCAUUCUUUGGACAUACCCUUUGGAGAUUUCGUGUUGGAGAAGGCCGCCUUUUUAAGGAUGAACUGCUCAAAAAAGGAGCAAUCUGCAAACUUGGCCUCAAGGCUCGUGGUGGUGUACAUGAACCUAAGGGAGAGUGGCUAUUUUGGCCACGCGAUUGACAACGUGCUACCGCGAGCCUUCGCGGUGGUAGAGGGUGCUCGGCGCGCUGGGCAUCGGGUGUCACUGGUACUGCCGCCUCUGGGAAGACGCUCGAUGAGUGAAAACACGAAGUUGCUCUGCAAGUUCCUGGGCCUCGAGUUGCUUCAACGGGUACCUUUGGAGCCACACCGGGUGGUUGGGGUCAGUGGAGUUGCUGCUUGGAGUCGAGAGCUCCGACAGGCCUUGCAGCAGGCCAUCUGGAGGUCUCCGCUUUUGCAAGGCCUCCCCCCGGCAAAGUGCCCAGCGCCCUGGGCGCCAACGGCGCCUUCGACGACUUCGCCCUUGUUGAGGGCGAAGGCGUCGAGCACGUCCUUGAGCUCCGAGGCGGCCUUGGCCCUGUCCUUGUCACGCUGCGCCGCCUGCAGCCGCGCUCUGAAAGGCCACCCUGGCGUUUUCCUGGGCCGGCACGGGGGCACCCGGAAUGCACGGCCGGUGGAGGGCGCCGAGCACUUGGAGAAGGCCUUCGAAAAGCGGCAGUUCCUCGUCUACGCAGACGCCGGCGCGGUGCCCUUGGCGGAGCUGGCGCGAAGGCUGUAUGGCAGCUGCCGACUGGCGGGCUUCUCGGGGACCGCUAUGGCAAACCUGGUUUUUUUGCCACCCAAUGCCGCCGUGUUGGAGUUCAAUUUGUAUCGGCUCUAUGCAAACUACUGGCAGUGGUCCCACGCCCUGGGCAUCUGCUACUGCCAGGUGAUCGACAAUUUCGAUAGCACGAGCGUGAAACGCAUUUCGAGGGAGGAGGCCGAGCUAUGGGCCUACGAAGCUUUGGCCGAGAGCCCCAGCAGCCCUCCAGAAGCCAUAGCUGCCAUAGCGGACACCAGUGGACCGAUGGCGGAAGAAAAAGCUCAAGAGAAUCGCUGCGAUGCAAGCUACGCUGAAGAAAUGCAUCUGGUGCACUUCUCGGCCGGGGAACGCCUCGUGUACAGUUUUCGACGCCUGGAACAGCUGUUGGCCGCAAAAUACAAGUCUCAGCCCAAGAGCAAGAAGGCUGCUGCAUUGACUGAUGACCAGGCACGCGUGCUGCUGCAGCUUUGCAGCUGUGCGGAUGAGACCGCUGCUUCCUUGAAGACUGACUUGGACCAUGAGGACUACGGCUGUGAAGUUGCGCGGCUACUCUUUGAUCACGUCCUUUCUCAUUGGAAGUCCAAGAGUGCAGACGCCGUGCUCGCCGAUGCGGCGCAGAAGGACUUUGAGCUGCGCCUCAGUGCUUUCAAGGCCUUGGGCACAAGCGUGCCGGGCUACGAGCGUGAGGUAUUGCUUGCUUGUGCUCACAGCAGCACGGAACAGCUCAAAAUCCUGACAGAGCCGAGCAUGCCGAGCUCUGUCCGCGAGCCAGUGGAAGCUCGGCUUCGCCGAUUGGCGCAGGCGGCCGUGGAAGGCUUUGGGAAGGCAAAGGCUUCCAAGGCUGCCAAGGUCUCACCAGCUUGCAGGCCUUCGCCCUCUCAGGACCCGGAGUCCAUGGAAGUCACCAGCGAGCACAGACCUACAAGAAGUGGCUGCGCAGAUUGCAACCUGAUUACGGACGAGGGGCGAGAAACACUUGGGCGGCUUCGUCUGGCAUCUGGGCGCGCACAAGCUGCUGAACGCAGGGCAGCGCAGCGCUUGCGGGUCGCGGGCGUCCUAGCCACUGCGCUGAAGCUCCCUGUUCCAUCUGAACUUCAGGUGCACAAAGGUUGCAUCGCUUGCAAGGAAGAUGUUGGCAAGCUGCUGCUUUUUCCAUGUGGCCAUGCUGCUCAUGCUGCUUGCACCAGCCGGGUUGAUGGUCGUUGCCCGGAAUGCCAGAUCGCGAUGGAGGAGGAGGAGGCCGUGUGCCUCAACUCCUUGCCGUCCUUGCCGUCUGUGUCACAGGGUCGACGCUGCAGGUUCAGUUCGAAGAUCGCCGCUGUCAUCAUCGAGCUAAAGCGUAUCAUCAAACGAGAUGGGCAAGCCGCACAAUGCAUGGUGUUUUCUCAAUGGCCAUCAGCUCUGGUGCAGUUGGAGGCUGCUCUCCUCGAAGAGGGCAUGACACCCAUGAUGCCCCGAGAGGUUCAGCAACGCGAGUUGGGCACACGAGAGGAAGCUGACAAGAGAAUCCUCCUUUUAACGCCCGAGGCGUUGCAGAACCUUGGCAAGGCGACCGCUCUGCUCGCCCCUUUUUCUGUGCGCCAUAUCCUGCUGAUGCAUUCAAUGCACCCUCCGCAUGCCUCAUCCAAGCGCGACGAGUGGGAGAGGAGAAUACUCAGCGCAGCCCGGAUAGAGUCCUCUGCGGGCGUUGCUCCCGCAGUCAUUCUUCAUCGCUUUGCUGUCCGUGACACCGUGCGCCUCACAUUGGAAGGGAAUUCGACCAUGUGCCUCCAUGAGCGGACUACAGUGCUGGCACCGGUGUACAGCGCCAACACAGCAGCGGCCUUGAAGGCAGAAGGUCGACUGGCCCGAACUCCGGCGGAGGCUGUAGAUGUCUUCUACGGGGAGGCGGCCUCGGCCUGGACGUACGAAGUCCGGUCUUCGACGGAGGCCGAUGCAGCUGAGUUGCGUCGCGACGAGCAAGGCCUGCGAUCUGUGGAUUCGUGUCUGGAUCAAAUCGGCUACUGCAUCGUGGCUGGCAGUAUGAGUCACCUGAAGAGAGCUAUUCGCUCACGCUCCCGUGGCAUCCUUCACCACUGUAGACUCGAGGAGGACGAGGAUGCUCCUGCCCUCGUGGAUCCAGAAGAGGCAUCGACCUAUGCGAGCCACUGCUCUACCAGGAAGGUGGUACUGCUGUACUAUCUCGGACCAUCUACUGCGGUGGCCAGUCUGUUUCUGCGGGAUGAUGCUUCAAAAGCCUACGAGGUCCGCAUGAAAGAGGACACCGUCAUCGCCUACGUGAACGAUGCGUGCACCUUGGUCAUUCAGGAGCUCGGUCCUGGCCUCAUCUUCGAGGUCGACCUGACUUUGGAGACAAAGCAGUCGCAGCAGCAGGGAACAGUUCGAGUAUCAGUAGCUGAGCAUGAGCCGCCUCGCCGGGCCCGGACGUAUCAAAUGAUGGCUCGCAGCAACUUUACCGCGGACUCUUCGCGGAUGCCGCCUGGCAGCGACUUUACCAUCUCAGUUUCGAGGACGGGCCGCCGUUUGGGCCGCGCUUUUGUGCCAUCUUUUUGCCACUCAGCCAAUUACCCCUUUCUGGAGGACUCGGCCCUUGGCCAUUCUGAUGUGCAGAGGUCAUUGAGCCCAAUGGUCUCCGGCCUCAAGGAGAACGGAUCGGACUUUCGAGAGAAGGACGGCAGAGAGCUGAGGGAGCGACCAGAGAAGGACCGUCCUUCACGAGACCGGGAUGAGGGAGAUUCCGUUCGAUUCUCGCAGACGCUCUCCGCACUCCCAAGAAACUCAGGCCCUGGUGUUUUCACGUCCAUUCUGGCGAAGCUUGCCCGGGAGCGGCGCUGGUGGGACGUCGACGCGGUUUUUGCAGAAAUGUCGGCUCGGAGCAUCAGGCCGAACCGCAUCCACCUCAAUGCUGCCAUCAAUGUCUUUGCGAAAGCUCGGCGGCCACAGAAAGCCGAGGAAUGGCUGAUCUGGAUGCAGGACAACGACGUGAAGCCCAACGAGGUCAGCUACAACAGCGUCAUCAACGCUUGCGCACAAACUGGUUACGUUGAGCGCGCCGAGAUGUGGCUUGGGCGUAUGCUGGAAGCUGGCAUUCAAGCAAAUGAGGUCAGCUACAACAGCGUCAUCAAUGCUUGCGCGCAGAAGGGGCGUGUUUCUCGUGCAGAAGUUUGGCUCGAGAAGAUGCUUGCUGCCGGCGUCAAAACCGAUGCCUUCAGCUACAACAGCGUCAUCAAUGCUUGUGCCCAACGACGUGACAUUGAACGGGCAGAGACGUGGUUGGAGAAGAUGCUCAGCGAGGGCAUCCAGGCAGACGAAGUGAGCUACAGCAGCGUCAUCAAGGCUUGCGUGCAGAAGGGCGAGUUGGACCUCGCGGGCUACUGGCUAGAAAGAAUGGCAGCAGCCGGGCUACAGGCCAACGAGGUGACCUACAACACUGUGGCAGGAGCCUGUCUUGCCGCUGGCGACAAGGAGCGCCUCGAGAGAUGGCGGAAGCUGAUGAGACUCGAGGAGCCAUCCGUUGUCCGCUGCCCCCUUCAGAAGCCGUCACGGCCGUCCGCAUGCACCACCAAGAACCUGGAUGAGGUGGACAAGGACAUCCUCAGUGACGCUAUGCCAAAGAAGGUGGAUGACCUCGCGUCCGAAGCCCAAACCUCUCCUCGAAGCUUUGAUGUGCCUCCACAAAGAGUGUGA
This is a messenger RNA of Symbiodinium natans, 5136 nucleotides long. Lineage: Eukaryota; Dinophyceae; Suessiales; Symbiodiniaceae. The record is from the annotation of a GenBank genome assembly.